Molecule: messenger RNA, 651 nt
Organism: Hydatigera taeniaeformis
Lineage: Eukaryota; Metazoa; Platyhelminthes; Cestoda; Cyclophyllidea; Taeniidae
Source: the annotation of a GenBank genome assembly
AUGGUAUCAGUAAAGCGAAUCUUAACACCUGUGCUGGUUGUGCGGCCGACGGCAGAGACGGUGUACGAAGGCGAAGCAUACAACCUGACUUGCGAAAUAAUCGCCUACCCACGAGCCCAAGCUGGGGAUAUUACAUGGCGGCGCAACAGUCAGUUAUUGCGGGUUGAGGACCCUUCUACCGGUCGACUGGCCGCCUCGUCCACGUACGAUCCGGAGGGGCGCGUGCAUCUCCUCUCCGUGCAAAGCCAUCAUGAUACUCUCGCCUUCUCUGUUCUAACCUCCGCUGAUCGUGCAGUAUACGUCUGUUCCGUCCGGACCAGUGUAGGGAACAACAGCUAUGGCAUCUUUGUUCGCGUUAAAAGUUCAAAGUCGACAUUCUGGCCCCUUCUGGGUAUUGGUGUGGAACUGGUAGUCCUCACCGCCUUCAUUUUAGUCUAUGAACGAAAUCGUCGCAUUAAGAAGUCGAAACCAGAACCACCCACACAGAACGAUGGGCAGGCAUCGGGUCCCUCGAAGUCCUCUUCCCGAGAAUCGGGGUAUAUAGCUUUUCGUACUCCACAUCUGAUUCAUUUACAAAACUUCUUUCAGACCCUUUAUAAGGCAGGGAGUGGCAUAAAGGCACUGAAUUUUUUACACACUCCACCUCAAUAG